Molecule: messenger RNA, 1563 nt
Organism: Aspergillus bombycis
Lineage: Eukaryota; Fungi; Ascomycota; Eurotiomycetes; Eurotiales; Aspergillaceae
Product: ribosome-binding protein NMD3
Exons: 4
Coding region: 1-1563 (520 amino acids)
Biological process (GO): ribosomal large subunit export from nucleus
Cellular component (GO): cytoplasm; nucleus
Molecular function (GO): ribosomal large subunit binding
Source: RefSeq, a predicted model, not a curated record
AUGUCGAUGGAUCUGGAUGCGCCGGUCCCUAUUGCUGCGCAGGACCAUGUAGCUGCGACUAUCCUCUGUUGUAACUGCGGUGCCCCGAUCGAUGGAACAACAGCGGCCGGUGCGCUUUGUCAAGACUGUGUUAGAUCGACUGUCGAUAUUUCUGAAGGUAUCCAAAGAGAGGCAGUUGUCCAUACCUGCAGAGAUUGUGAGCGAUGGCUUCUGCCCCCCAACAGCUGGGUCAGUGCAGCGCUGGAGUCAAAAGAGUUGUUGGCGCUAUGUCUGCGCAAGCUUCGUGGCCUGACGAAGGUCCGGAUCAUCGACGCCAGUUUCAUCUGGACUGAACCUCACUCGAGACGUAUCAAAGUCAAAAUCACCAUUCAACAGGAGGUGGCCGCAGGGACAAUUCUGCAACAGGCAUUUGUUGUCGAGUAUGUCGUUCAUUACCAACAAUGUUCCGACUGUCUUCGUUCGUUUUCCCCACAUACGUGGGUCGCAUCAGUUCAAGUACGACAGAAGGUUCCGCAUAAGCGAACAUUCCUUUAUCUAGAACAACUUAUUCUUCGUCACCGCGCGCAUCAAGAAACCAAUAACAUCAAGGAAGCAAAGGACGGACUGGACUUCUACUUUAGCCAGAGAAGCCAUGCAGAGAAGAUGGUUGAGUUCCUUUCUUCAGUUGUACCUGUCAAGGUGAAGAAGGCAUCAGAGCUUAUCUCUAUGGACAUCCAUACAUCGACGAAGUCCUAUAAGUUCUCCUACUCGGUCGAAAUAGUCCCUAUUUGCAAGGAUGACCUUGUUGCUAUCCCUAUCAAAUUAGCCCGGUCGAUAGGCAAUAUCUCGCCACUGACACUAUGCCACCGAAUCGGAACUACAAUCCAACUCUUAGAUCCCAACACACUUCAGACAGCUGAGGUUCCUGGCGCGACCUACUGGAGAUCACCUUUCAAGAACCUCGCGGAUGUCACUGAAUUGGUUGAGUUCAUCGUGAUGGAUAUUGAGCCGGUGGGCAGGUCAAACGGACGAUUCCACCUUGCCGAAGCGACCGUUGCCCGUGCGUCAGACUUAGGCUCAAAUGACCAGACCUACUUUACCCGUACUCAUCUAGGCGGGAUUCUCCAUGUGGGAGACUCUGUUCUAGGGUACCAUCUGACCGGCACGAUAUUCAACGACCCCAAUUAUGAUGCUAUUGAGGCCAGUAGCCAAUACAGCUCCACGAUUCCCGAUGUUGUCCUUGUCAAGAAGCACUACAUGCGCAAGAAGAACAAGUCCCGCAACUGGCGAGUCAAGCGUAUGGCUCGUGAACACGAGGAGGAAGCACUCCAAGGCCCCACCGGUGGAAGCCGCAAGCAGGAGCAGGAACGUGAGCGUCUCGAAGCCGAUUUUGAAAUGUUCCUUCGCGACGUCGAGGAAGACCAGGAGCUACGGGGCACUAUCGAGCUAUACAAGGCCAGGAAGAACCAGAAUGCAGGUGGUAUGGAGAUGGAUGAAGACAGCGAGGAUGAGGGUGUGCCCAAGAUCAACAUGGACGAGUUGCUUGAUGACUUUGAUGAGCUGAACAUGAACGAUGACGAAUAA